Molecule: messenger RNA, 2064 nt
Organism: Emys orbicularis (European pond turtle)
Lineage: Eukaryota; Metazoa; Chordata; Testudines; Emydidae
Gene: ACOX2
Product: acyl-CoA oxidase 2
Exons: 15
Coding region: 1-2064 (687 amino acids)
Biological process (GO): fatty acid beta-oxidation using acyl-CoA oxidase; very long-chain fatty acid metabolic process; lipid homeostasis
Cellular component (GO): peroxisome
Molecular function (GO): fatty acid binding; FAD binding; 3alpha,7alpha,12alpha-trihydroxy-5beta-cholestanoyl-CoA 24-hydroxylase activity
Source: RefSeq, a predicted model, not a curated record
AUGGCUGCCAAGGGGAAGGGCUUCCAGCAAUCUCAGAUGGCCCAGUGGAACAGGAGUGGCUAUUUCAGGAGCUCUGGUAGCAGAGAUGUGAAUCCCGACCUUGAAGCUGAAAGGCAGACUGCCUCCUUCAGCGUGGAGAGGCUCACUGCCAUAUUGGAUGGAGGUGCUGACAACACCAGGACACGGAGGGCAGUGGAGGCAGUUAUCCACAGCGACCCUGGCUUUAGCAGAGAAAACCAAUACUUCCAGAGCCAGAAUGAGAGGUAUGAAGCAGCAGUCAGAAAAGCUGUGUACCUCAAGGAGAAGAUGCAUCAAAUGGGAUGGACUGAAGACGGGCCUGAAAUUAAGUACUGCUACAGGGCAAUUGGAGGAGACCUAGCAUUUAACGUCCACCGAGUCUUUAAGAACAGUAUCUUGGCCCUGGGAACAGAUGAACAGAUUGCCAAGUGGAUCCCACUUGCUGACAAAUACCACAUUAUAGGAACCUAUGCUCAGACUGAAUUGGGACAUGGGACAUUUCUUCGGGGUUUGGAGACAACAGCGAUUUUUGACAUUUCCACUCAGGAAUUUACACUGAAUACACCAAAGAUCUCUUCAAUGAAGUGGUGGCCUGGAGACUUGGGCAGAUCAGCAACCCACGCUGUGGUUUUUGCCCAGUUGUAUAUUAAAGGAAAGUGCUACGGUUUGCAUGCCUUCAUCCUGCAGAUCCGCAGCCUUCGUGACCAUUCACCUGCACCAGGGGUUAUUGUGGGAGACAUCGGUCCCAAAAUGAAUUUUGAACACAUUGACAAUGGUUAUCUCAUGCUGCAGAACAUUAAUAUUCCUAGAGAAAACAUGCUGAGCAGAUUCUCUCAGGUUCUACCAGAUGGCACCUACAUGAAACAAGGGUCCGAUAAGAUUAAUUACUUGACCAUGAUCAUAACACGUGUUCAGAUUCUUUGGACUGAAGUUAUACCUAUGCUGUUGAAGGCCUGCACCAUCGCCAUCAGAUAUUCGGUGGUUCGCCGGCAGUCCAAGUUGAACCCGGGUGACCCAGAGGCAAAAAUCCUAGACUACCAGACUCAGCAACAGAAGCUACUACCUCUGCUAGCAACAGCCUAUGCCUUUCAUUUCAUGAACGCCUACGUGAACGAGUUCUACAACAAAGGAUACACAGAGAUCAAACAGGAGAAUUUUGAUUCACUACCUGAGCUUCAUGCGCUUACUUCAGGCCUUAAAGCCAUAAUUACAGAGUACUGCACGGCAGGAGCGGAGGUCUGUCUCAGGGCCUGUGGAGGACAUGGUUACUCUGCGCUGAGUGGACUCCCUUUUUUGUAUACUAAACUAGCCGCUUCUUGUACUUACGAAGGGGAAAACACAGUUCUGUUCCUGCAGACUGCCAGGUUUCUGGUAAAGUGCCUUGCAGCAGUUCACUCCGGCCAGCCCAUCCCUCCAUCGGCUGCCUAUUUGUAUUCAGUGGACUCUGGAAAGUGUCAGGCAUGGACCAAGAUGGACUUUCUCAGACCAGACAUUUACGCAGAGGCCUAUCGGCACAGAGCAACCAGGCUCCUCGGAAAUGCAGCAACCAAACUACAGGCUUUGGUUCAGUCAGGAGCUGAGCAGCAUGAGGCAUGGAACCAGUGCACAGUACAGCUUGUACAGGCUGCAAAGGCUCACUGCCACUACAUCGUUGUGAAAAACUUCAUAGACACAGUGGAGAAACUUAGAAAUGAGGCUGAAAUCCAGAAGAUUGUGCAACACCUUUGUGACCUUUUUGCAUUACAUGGUAUCUUCUCAAACACGGGAGAUUUCCUGCAUGCUGGGUACAUAUCUGGGGACCAAAUGGACAUGGUGAUUGCAUCCUACUUGGAUCUACUCGCUGUCAUUCGGAACGAUGCAGUGCCACUAGUGGAUGCUUUCGACUUCACCGAUGAAAGUUUAAAUUCUGCGCUUGGCAGUUACGACGGACACGUCUACCAACGGCUUUAUGAGUGGGCUCAAAAGUCACCAACCAACCAACAGGUGAGCCAGGCCUAUGCAAGCUACCUGAAACCACUUUUUCAGAGUGCUCUGUCAAAACUAUAA